CGACAACGCACAGCUUCAGUAUGCUGCUCAACUUGAUACGUGCAAGCAGUGCUAUUUUUUUGCUCGUCAGACCUACUAAGGAGGAAUAUUGAGCCAAAACACAAAAAUUCGCAGUAUGUUACUAGAACGCCGUAACAUUUAAAGUAUUAUUGUCACACAUAAAAAUAAAAAAAAAAAUAAUAACAAAAAAAAAAAAUGAACAAGACAAUAAAAACAAUAAAUGCAGAAAUUAUCGUCUCUUGACACCAAGUCUCACAUUAAAUUAAAUUAAAUUAAAGUGUUAGUCACCAGAGACGCUUUUUAAAAAAAAGUUAUUAGCACCAAACAAAAAUAGAAUUAAAAUAAAUAAAAAAAAAUUAAGAGACUGAUAAUUAUUAAAAUAAAUAAAUAAAAAUGCCAGCAAUUUGCAAGCCAAUCGCAUGGACAAACGAAAAGCUCCGACCGUGCCUGGAUAGAUUGGAACGGUCCGAAAGCAGUAGUGCGAUACGAAAAUGUAUUUUAAAUCUGUUAUUUGAGUUUCUGGAUUUGAAUCAACAGCAGGAGGAAGAACAAGAGCUCUUAAAGAAUCCGCCGAGUAAUAUGUCACUGCCUUCAUUCCUAGCAAUUAAUGCUCUCGGAUUAAGUAUACCAGCAACGCCUCGUCUUCUGCACAACAAAUAUCUCUCGUGUCCCGAACACCUUCAAAUUUCCGGGCACCAAGACACGGUAAUUUUCCAGAAUAGUCGAGUGCACAAGAAAAUCAAGGAUUUGAGUGAUCCCGAGUUGGUGGCGUACCAAAAACUAACGGAAGACAGUUCCGCAUACAAAGUUGCUCCGAGAUUUUAUGGCAUCAAGACGUGCGACGACGGCAUCUUCAUCGAGCUGGAAAAUCUGCUGAGCGGGUUUAACGACCCGUAUAUGAUGGAUAUCAAAAUGGGUUGUCGCACCUUCGUCGAAUCCGAAGUCUCCAAUACGGGUUUACGCAAAGACUUGUACGAGAAAAUGAAGAGUAUCGAGCCCAGCACCCUCAAUACCGAAGAUCACGCUUUGCAGGCUGUCACAAAGUUGCGCUACAUGCAAUUCCGCGAAAAAAUGUCCUCGUCACAUGAACGCGGCUUCCGAAUCGACGCCGUCAAACUGCGUGGCUUAUCACCAGUGCGCGAUCUCAAAACAAUUCGCAGCAAGGAGGAAAUCGAACAACUUAUCAGCAUUUUUAUGAGCAUGCGACCGGCGGCGAUCAAAGAAAUCUACAGAAGACUGAAGUCCAUGCGGAGCGUCAUGGAGCAAAGCGAGUUCUUUAAAAAGUUCGAGAUUAUUGGCAGUAGUAUUUUUAUCGUGUACGACGAGAAGAAGGCUGGCGUCUGGUUAAUUGAUUACGCAAAAGCGAAUCAAUUGCCCGAAGGCGUGACAAUUAGUCAUCGUAAGCCGUGGCAGCCGGGAAAUCACGAAGAGGGACUCUUGUAUGGCAUGGAUCAGCUCAUCGGAGUCUUCAAAAUCCUCAACGAGAGAAUAGAAAAGAGUAAAAAGCGCCGCUUUUCCUACAGCAAAACAAAAAAUGAAGAAGCUACCGAGAAAACUAUUUGAUUAUCGCUAGUUUUUAAGUAUUUUACGUAGUUUGUAGAUGAAAAAUUGUUGAUUUUUUUUUGUGAAUGAAUGUUACAGGUCGUUUAGAAAACGAUAGCCAUUUAAGUAGAAAAUGUCGUCAUUUCCUUUUAGUGUUAGCUUUUUAAGUCAAUUUUAAUUAUUAUUAAUUUAUAAAUCGGUCUUUCUUGAGAGAAAAAAACUCGAAUGUCAAAAAAAAUGAUCCACUAGUCCUAUGAAUCCAGCUCGCAGAAGAGCGUAAAAUAUUUACACAAGUACGAUAGUUAGCUAUUAAUUACACAAAUAUACUGAAAAAUAAUAAAAAAGUAAUGUUAAAAUAUU
Molecule: messenger RNA, 1902 nt
Organism: Culicoides brevitarsis
Lineage: Eukaryota; Metazoa; Arthropoda; Insecta; Diptera; Ceratopogonidae
Gene: IP3K1
Product: inositol-trisphosphate 3-kinase homolog
Exons: 4
Coding region: 394-1563 (389 amino acids)
Biological process (GO): inositol phosphate biosynthetic process
Cellular component (GO): cytoplasm; nucleus
Molecular function (GO): inositol tetrakisphosphate kinase activity; inositol-1,4,5-trisphosphate 3-kinase activity
Source: RefSeq, a predicted model, not a curated record